UCUCUCUCUCUCUGGCUUGAGCAUAAGCAUACACACUUCACUUAAAGUGAAGCUAAAAAGGAAAGUUUAUUUCUUUGUGUUUUCUGGCUAAAAAGCAAAGCGGUGAAAAAUGUUUUGAAUUUGUUUCUAUUUGUUUCUGUUCUUUUUCUCUCUGUUUUUGUUUUUCUUUGUUGCCUUUUGGAGCCAGUUAAUUAGACAGAUAGAUAGAGAUACAGAGAGAGAAAGGGAUCAGAGAAAGAUUGUUGCUUUUGGAUUUGAUUUUUUCAGAAGGUAAUUUGGUGGAAGAUAAUAAUGAUGGGUUUAUUCUAGAGAUUUUAUAAAGUUAGGGUUUUGUUGGGUUUUCUUUCUCUUUUUUUUUUAAUGGUGAGCUGGGUUUUGGUAUGUUGUUGUUUGGAUCUGAGGAGAUUGAGAGGUUAGAAUUUUAAGGAAGAGUGUGCGUGUGGUUGAUAGUGUAAGUGUAAUGGAGAGGAAAGUUGGAGCCUUGGUUUUUGUGUGGCUGAUCUUGUUGCUGAAUCCACUAUGGUUAGUUUUGUGUAAUAUGGAAGGUGAUGCGUUGCACAGCCUGAGAAGCAACCUGGUUGAUCCUAACAAUGUCCUGCAAAGUUGGGAUCCUACCCUUGUCAACCCUUGCACAUGGUUUCACGUUACUUGCAACAAUGAUAAUAGUGUUAUAAGAGUUGAUCUUGGAAAUGCUGCUUUAUCUGGUCAGCUAGUUCCACAACUUGGCCUGCUUAAAAACUUGCAAUACUUGGAGCUCUAUAGUAAUAACAUAAGUGGACCAAUUCCUAAUGAACUUGGGAAUUUGACUAGCUUGGUGAGCUUGGAUCUUUAUUUAAACAGCUUUUCUGGUCCCAUCCCGGAAAGUUUGGGCAAACUGUCAAAACUGCGGUUCCUCCGGCUUAACAACAACAGCUUGGUGGGUCCCAUUCCUAUGUCAUUGACUAAUAUUUCAUCACUUCAAGUGUUGGACCUCUCAAACAAUCUUCUUUCAGGCGUUGUUCCAGAUAAUGGUUCCUUCUCAAUGUUCACUCCCAUUAGUUUUGCUAACAACUUGGACUUGUGUGGACCAGUAACUGCGCAUCCUUGCCCAGGCUCUCCUCCUUUUUCGCCUCCUCCUCCAUUUGUUCCACCACCCCCAAUUUCCACACCAGGAGGGAAUAGUGCAACUGGAGCAAUAGCUGGAGGAGUAGCUGCUGGUGCAGCCUUACUGUUUGCUGCACCUGCAAUAGCAUUUGCUUGGUGGCGUCGUAGGAAACCUCAAGAAUUCUUCUUUGAUGUACCUGCUGAAGAGGAUCCUGAAGUUCACCUAGGACAGCUUAAAAGGUUUUCACUGCGAGAAUUACAAGUUGCAACAGAUAGCUUCAGCAACAAAAACAUUCUUGGUAGAGGAGGAUUUGGUAAAGUUUACAAAGGACGUCUAGCGGAUGGCUCAUUGGUAGCUGUCAAAAGACUGAAAGAAGAGCGCACACCUGGAGGGGAGCUGCAGUUUCAAACAGAAGUAGAGAUGAUAAGCAUGGCUGUCCACAGGAAUCUCCUUAGAUUACGUGGGUUUUGCAUGACACCAACUGAACGAUUGCUUGUUUAUCCCUACAUGGCAAAUGGAAGUGUUGCAUCCUGUUUACGAGAACGCCCACCGUCUCAACCUCCUCUUGAUUGGCCAACACGGAAGCGAAUUGCGCUAGGAUCUGCUAGGGGUCUGUCUUAUUUGCAUGAUCAUUGUGACCCAAAAAUUAUUCAUCGUGAUGUUAAAGCUGCAAACAUUUUGCUGGAUGAGGAAUUUGAGGCUGUUGUUGGGGACUUUGGGUUGGCUAAGUUGAUGGACUACAAGGAUACUCAUGUAACUACUGCUGUCCGUGGAACAAUAGGGCAUAUAGCUCCGGAGUAUCUUUCUACUGGAAAAUCAUCUGAAAAAACAGAUGUUUUUGGGUAUGGGAUCAUGCUUCUGGAGCUAAUUACCGGACAGAGGGCUUUUGACCUUGCUCGGCUUGCAAAUGAUGAUGAUGUCAUGUUGCUUGAUUGGGUAAAAGGACUUCUGAAAGAGAGAAAGCUAGAAAUGCUGGUAGAUCCUGAUCUUCAGAACAAAUAUGUAGAAUCUGAGGUAGAGCAGCUAAUACAGGUUGCAUUACUCUGUACACAAGGCUCUCCAAUGGACCGGCCUAAAAUGUCAGAAGUGGUUAGAAUGCUCGAAGGGGAUGGGUUAGCGGAGAGAUGGGAUGAGUGGCAAAAGGUAGAAGUUCUCCGGCAAGAGGUGGAGCUAGCUCCUCAUCCUAAUUCUGACUGGAUUGUUGACUCAACAGAAAAUCUGCAUGCGGUAGAGUUAUCUGGUCCAAGGUGACCCUGGCACAGCUACAAGUAAAGAGGAAAUUCAUAUACUCACUGUUUUUUUUAUUUAUUUUUUAUUUAUUUUUUAAUUGUAAUUUUCUCUUUUAUUUUAUUUUUUGGCCUUCCUGAUUUGAUGAACAUGUCAUCCUGAUUUAAGUCUCCUGUAAGUUUAUUAUGUAUUGUAUUCAUUACAUUUGUGCAUACGAGGCAGCAGCAUUAGUGACGUGCAAUUUGUCUGCUGCCACUGGAUUUAUUAUUAUUAUUAUUAUUAUUAUUUUUUGUAUGCAUGCUGCCUCAGUUUAAUGGCCUACUGCAAA
Messenger RNA from Jatropha curcas, 2639 nucleotides. It is a transcript of the gene SERK2, whose product is annotated as somatic embryogenesis receptor-like kinase 2. Gene Ontology annotation, biological process: protein phosphorylation. Gene Ontology annotation, molecular function: ATP binding; protein binding; protein kinase activity. Lineage: Eukaryota; Viridiplantae; Streptophyta; Magnoliopsida; Malpighiales; Euphorbiaceae. The record is from RefSeq and is a predicted model, not a curated record.